Xenopus laevis (African clawed frog) is the source of this 1578-nucleotide messenger RNA. It is a transcript of the gene dnajc8.L, whose product is annotated as DnaJ heat shock protein family (Hsp40) member C8 L homeolog. NCBI's taxonomy places the organism in Eukaryota, Metazoa, Chordata, Amphibia, Anura, Pipidae. The coding region runs from base 461 to 1144 and encodes 227 amino acids. The record is from RefSeq and is a predicted model, not a curated record. Gene Ontology annotation, cellular component: nucleus. The transcript is spliced from 10 exons.
AGCGUCGGGUCACGUGUGCCUGUACGUUCGUCUUCGCUUGGCGGCAAGAUGGCGGCUGCCGGGUCUGGUGUGUCCUCCGGUUCAGUAGAUGAUUUGUUCUCGACGUUUUACACAGAGGUACGGUGUUUGCAGAGGAAGAACAUGCGAACAACGUAAUCCUGGUUAAGCAAAUUGAAAAACGUGAUUCCGUCUUAACCCCAAAGCAACAAAUCGAAAGACUGAUUAGACCUGGAUCAUCGUACUUUAACUUAAACCCUUUUGAGGUACUGUAUUUGCAUAAGCUUGCACAAGCUUGUUGUCAAAUAAGUUGGAAAGCUAUGUAAAAUGUAACUAAGAAGAGAAUAAGAAAGUUUGCAAACCAUUUAAACCCUUUAUUUGAGAGCAUUUGCCGCAUUAUGAAGCUUAAAUACUGCAAGAGACUGCAAACUGUUGAGCAGCUGAAAUCAUAUGUCAGACAAAAAUGGAAUAUUUCACUUUAAAAAAAACUACAGCAGUUGGUCUCCUCAGUUCCCAAACAGAAAUCAAUACCCCCAAGAAUGAAUAUUUAACAACAAAUUGCAUAGUCUUGCAAAUUGAUCCAGAAGCAACAGAUGUGGAAAUCAAGAAGAGAUUUCGGCAGUUAUCAAUUCUUGUUCAUCCGGAUAAAAAUCAAGCUGAUCCAGACAGAGCCCAGAAAGCUUUUGAAGCUGUAGACAAAGCGUAUAAGAGUCUCCUUGAUCCGGAGCAGAAAAAGAGGGCUGUAGAUGUCAUCCAAGCUGGACAGGAAUACAUUGAACAUGUUGUAAAAGAAAAAAAGAAGCAAUUGAAAAAGGAAGGAAAAUCAUUAACAGUUGAAGAAGAUGACCCUGAAGUGUUCAAACAGGCUGUGUACAAACAGACGAUGAAGCUCUUUGCAGAGCUUGAAAUCAAACGAAAAGAAAGAGAAGCCAAAGAUAUGCACGAAAGGAAGAGGCAGAGAGAAGGUGAAAUAGAAACUCAAGAAAAAGCCAAAAGGGAAAGAGAGUGGCAGAAAAACUUUGAGGAUAGUCGAGAUGGGCGAGUGGAUAGCUGGCGAAGCUUCCAAGCCAACACAAAAGGAAAAAAAGAAAAGAAGGCAAGGUCCUUUCUAAAACCCCCAAAAGUGAAGAUGGAGCAACGAGAGUGACUGUCCCACCCACACAGAAUAAGCCCUCCUUUGAUUUCUAUGAACUGCUUAUACACCUUUUAUUUAAGUGCCCUGGCUGAUGCCAGUAUUUCAUGCUAUCUGCUGGUGGCACGGACACUUAAACCAACUCCCCUUUUGUACAGUUGAGCUGUUCCUUAUAAAGGACCAGUAACAUCAAAUGUUUUUUUUUUUUAAUAUCUAUCUAUCUAUCUAUCUAUCUAUCUAUAUAUAUAUACACACACACACACACACAUACAUGCAAACAAAUAAAAAAAAACUGUUGAUGUUACUGCUCCUUUAAUGCUUUUUUUUAAUUUUUUUUUUGGGGCGAGGAAUUGCUUGUAUUUUAAUGUUUUGUACCAAUAUCAUUUGAUGUCAACUAGCCAUUGUAUAUUAGAUGUGUGACAUUAAAGGAAAUCUUUAGAAGUCCAAAA